AUGUCUGCACCACAGAUUCCAAACCUCCUAGCCUCACGAGGAGGCCCACGGUCACGGGGUGGUCGAGGCCGAGGUCGAGGAGGCGGCUCUACUCAUACUACCCAAAACCGCAAAGAUCUCGAUAUCCAGUCCACAGAUACAGAUGCUGCAGUGUCACGUCUCAGCGCCGUUUCCCUGGGAUAUAUCAAUGACCCCUAUGCGGCCUACUUUGUAAAUGGUGCCGGGACACGGCGAUUGCCCAUCAUCAACCGAGGAACAUAUACCAGAACCACGGCUCUCGACAUUCUCAUCAAUGCCUUCCUUUCCGAAUCGAAUGAUACCCCGCCGCAGAAAAGGCAAAUAAUAUCUCUAGGCGCAGGCACCGAUACACGAUAUUUCCGCCUACGCGCCCAAAACAAGCAUCGCAACCUAAUAUACCACGAAUUCGACUUCCCCACCGUCUGCACUACUAAAUCGCGCAUCGUCUCGAGCAAUGAAGCAUUAUCAAAGGGAGACGGGAAUGCGACUAUGUUCGUAGAGCCGACGAAGCCUACUGAACCAGACUCCGAUCCAGAACCCGAAUGGGGCUUUCGAGCCAGGGAUGGAGAAUCCGAAACAAUAUAUUGUUGCCACCCCCUCGAUCUCCGGCGGCUCCCUUACUCGCCGUCAAUGAAAGAAUUGAAUUCCUUCCAUGGCAUUCAAAGCGAUAUUCCAACACUCCUCAUAUCUGAAUGCUGUUUAUGCUAUCUGGAGGUCGAUAAUGCGCGAGAUGUUGUCAAGUGGUUCGCAAAUCGGAUACCUUCUCUAGGUAUUAUAUUGUACGAGCCGAUUGGAGUUGAUAGCCCGUUUGGGCAGAUGAUGGUUGCGAAUCUUGCGGCUAGGAAUAUUACUAUGCCUACGGUGAAGGUUUAUAAAAAUCUACGGGAUCAGAAAGAUAGGUUGUCUGAGAUGGGCUUUACAGAUUCAGAUGGGGGUCAAGGAGGAGAAACUAUAGAACGGAUUUGGGACCAGUGGGUAUCAUCUGAGGAGAAAGAGAGAGUUGAUAGCCUGGAGGGGUUGGAUGAAGUUGAAGAGUGGCAAAUGCUGGCUCGACAUUACGCGGUCGUCUGGGGUUGGAGGGGGAGCUCAGGUUGGGAAAGUUGGAAAGAACUUCUCUAG
This is a messenger RNA of Lachnellula hyalina, 1137 nucleotides long. RefSeq names its product Leucine carboxyl methyltransferase (gene PPM1). The transcript has 2 exons. Lineage: Eukaryota; Fungi; Ascomycota; Leotiomycetes; Helotiales; Lachnaceae. The record is from RefSeq and is a predicted model, not a curated record. Bases 1 to 1137 code for a protein of 378 amino acids. Gene Ontology annotation, molecular function: protein C-terminal leucine carboxyl O-methyltransferase activity. Gene Ontology annotation, biological process: C-terminal protein methylation.